Oxyura jamaicensis (ruddy duck) is the source of this 1188-nucleotide messenger RNA. RefSeq names its product parathyroid hormone (gene PTH). Gene Ontology annotation, cellular component: extracellular region. The transcript has 3 exons. NCBI's taxonomy places the organism in Eukaryota, Metazoa, Chordata, Aves, Anseriformes, Anatidae. Bases 691 to 1050 code for a protein of 119 amino acids. Gene Ontology annotation, biological process: intracellular calcium ion homeostasis; cell-cell signaling. The record is from RefSeq and is a predicted model, not a curated record. Gene Ontology annotation, molecular function: hormone activity; parathyroid hormone receptor binding.
AUUUGAGUGAUUCAGCUAUAUCCAUAAGUGUAGAUAAACAGGACAAUGGGGUUCUAACACUGUAUUUUAAUAACUUUUCAGUACCAUCAGUUUCUCAUUAAAAACAUGACCUUCUAUCAUCUCAGGGCUUCUGCUCCUCUUCGGUAUAUUUCACAAAGAAAUGUGGAAUCUGACCUAAAGUGUCAGUUACCUAUUCUUAUAACUAUUCUUAUUUUCCACAACUAUUACACAUAUUAGCUUUUUAAAUUUUUUUAUCUUGUAUUUGUAGAUCACUGGUCCACUGCCUGCAGUUAACAUCACAAAGCUUUCUCUGCAAAUCCUUCCAACCAGCUUCAGAGAUCACACUGUCUUGGGCACAAAUCGUUGAGUAAUGGGUGACUUGAAUUUAAAAGUUCAACUUCUUCACAGCUACCAAGGAUACUUUUUCGCUGAGACCUGUCUUUUCCCUGUAAAUGCCAAAUUAACAAAAGCAUCUGAGGGUGGGUACAAGAGGGUCAGGAGGGUGUGUUGAGAGUGACAUCAACUGAGACAAUAAAAGGGCUUCUAAGUUACUUAGAAGCUCUACUUUAGAGUUACAUUUAAGGAGUCCACUAAACCAAUUCAGUAGUCUUUAAAUAUACUUGACAUCAAGAGACAGACAUCUGCCGGCAUACCCAAACGAGCAAUCUGUUUAAGAUAGUAUCUGACGAAAUGACUUCUAUAAUAAAUCUGGCUGAGACUACAAUGAUCUUAUAUGCCAUAUGCUUUUUUACAAACUCUGAUGGAAGACCAGUGAUGAAAAGAUCAGUGAGUGAGAUGCAAUUAAUGCAUAACCUCGGAGAGCAUCGACACACCGUGGAAAGACAGGACUGGCUUCAGAUGAAACUGCAGGAUGUGCACAGUGCCCUUGAGGAUGCUAGGACCCAGGGGCCUCGAAACAAGGAUGAUAUUGUCCUGGGGGAGAUAAGAAGUCGGAGGCUGCUCCCUGAGAACUUGCGGGCACCAGGGCAGAAAAAAAACAUCAAUCUGGACAAAGCUUACAUGGAUGUACUCUUUAAAGCAAAGCCAUAAUGAAAAGACCAAGAGCAUUAUAUCUGUCCAAGUAAGCAUGUGUCUGUAGAUCACUGAUCAAAUAGGGCAGUUUAUUAUUAUUUAUUUAAACUAAAAUAAGGAUUAAAGGCUCCUUUCAAGACUGUAGCCCCACUGAGU